This is a messenger RNA of Catharus ustulatus (Swainson's thrush), 3468 nucleotides long. RefSeq names its product transcription factor 15-like. The coding region runs from base 1 to 678 and encodes 225 amino acids. Gene Ontology annotation, biological process: regulation of transcription by RNA polymerase II; developmental process. The record is from RefSeq and is a predicted model, not a curated record. Gene Ontology annotation, molecular function: RNA polymerase II transcription regulatory region sequence-specific DNA binding; DNA-binding transcription factor activity, RNA polymerase II-specific; protein dimerization activity. The transcript is spliced from 3 exons. Lineage: Eukaryota; Metazoa; Chordata; Aves; Passeriformes; Turdidae.
AUGGGUAAAAACUGCGGAGGUUGGUACACCCCGCGAGGAGCCAAGGGUCGGUCACACCGCUGGAUGCUGCAGACGAGCCCCCCCGGCAGGGAGGAGGAGGAGGAGGAGCGGGGGUUUCCGCCGAGCCGCUGCCGAGCCCGGGGCCGCGACAGGUGCGGCGGCGGCAGCGGCCCCCGGCCGGGAGCAGCCGCCAAGCGCGGCCGGCGGGACACGGGGCGAGCAGGGGCGAUGCGGCACCUGGCGCGCAUAAAACGGAGAGCGGCGGCCAACGCGCGGGAGCGGGACCGCACGCACAGCGUCAACACGGCCUUCGGCGCCCUCCGCAGGCUCAUCCCCACCCGCCCGGCCGACCGCCGCCUCUCCAAGGUGGAGACGCUGCGCCUGGCCUCCAGCUACAUCUCGCACCUGGCCAACGUGCUGCUGCUGCAGCAGCGCCGGCAGGACGAGGCGGCGGCGGCCGAGCAGCCGUGCCCGCAGCCGUGCCCGCAGCCCGCUCAGCCCUGCCCGCAGCCCUCACAGCAUUCUCAGUACUCUCAGCCCUCUCAUCCCGCUCAGCCCUGCUCGCCGCCAGGUGCCUGCGCGCCUCGGUCCAUCUGCACCUUCUGCCUCAGCGACCAGCGGCAGCGGCACCGGGAAAAAGAGAAAGCAUCACCUGGUCCAGCCGUAACCGGACUCUGAACAGGCGGAGGGUCUCGCAUCACUCCUGCUCUGACUGUGCCACUGCUCUGGGUAACAUCGCCUCACUCGUGCUGCAUGUUUACAUUUAGAUAGCACAGUCCUGAGAGUUACUUUUUAAGUCUAUGCACUUUGUUUCGUAUUGUGAGGGGUGUUUUCAGGUUGUUUUGCAAAUGAAAUUCACUGCCUCUGUUGAGAGGGUUGCACCUGGUGCGGCAGCUAUUUUAGCGCGAGAAAUGUUAAACCUCAGCAGCCAAGCCCUGAUCCUGAUGCCUCCUAAACCUGUGUCGCAUGAUGAAACUUGAACUUGCAAACACAGUGUCCCCUGUCAGGGGCCGCUGUCACGAACACGCCGUGCCCUCCGCCUCCAGCGCAGCCCGGGCUGCACGCAGCGCUGCGCCCACUCCUCCAGCUGCACUCCCGUCCUCGGGGACAGGGGCUGAUGCCGACAGCUGACAUGCUUCAGAGGUCUCAACGAUGCUGGAAGAUUAUUUUGAGGUGUUCACAGAAAGUCGGAAAACUUCCAGUGGAAGCAGCCCCGUAGUGCACAGGCGCAGCAGCAGCGCACGGCACGGGACGGAGCCGGCACAGGAGAGGAAAGGGGAGAUGAGCAGUGUAAGCGAUGCUCUUUCCUUAUUAACACUGCGAGCCCUGCCAGCCCUUUAAAUAGCACGGGAUAUUCCUGAAUCUCUCUGGCAAGGAGGGUUUCCCAUCACCCAUGUCGUUCCAAAACUGUGCCCUGUACAUCACUGCAGUUUACUACCUUGAGUGCUUGUUUUCAGAACUCUAAAAGGCAAAUAAGUAUUUUCCAUUUUCAGAUUUGGACAUUAAAGAAGCAGCAGGCUAAAAUCUUGAACCCCAGUAAUGCUGGAUUCUAAGAAACACAGAGAUAGAUUAAUUUUGCAAUGUUUUUUAUAGCUAUUUAUAAUAUAAUUAAUUAGGCUUUAAUUAAUCUUAACUUGUUACUUUGGGAGGCACUCUAUACUCUGUAAGAGCUUGGUAACUGUACCACUCCAAGAAGUGCUGCAAGGAAAACGUGUCUCCUUUUCCCUCCCCUGAUCCAUCUGUGAAGUGCUCCUGGCCAGCCUUGCUGCUCUGGCCAAACGUGAGGGCUGCAGAAGCAGCCCUGUGUUGUUCACUUUUUUUUUGUACAGUCUUCUCUUCUUGCCCUACAUAAGUGCAAAGCAAAUUCUGGCAGUAGUUAUGAAGAACUUGGCAAGUACCCCCAUACAACUUCACUCUUUUAGUUUCCCUUCUCCCCUGCCCAACACACAGUGGCCACUUUUUCUGCAGCACAAUGACUUUUUCUGUAGCACAAUGACUUUAAAUCUGCUGUACCUACAGAAGUGCAAUAAGCUCUUCCUUUGAAUUCUAACCAAGAAAAAUACCCGAGCAAAGUCCCAGCAAUUCCACAUCACGUCAGUCUCUUCAGUUAUUAAAGGCUACAGGAUGCAUUUUCCUGGAUUGAGAGGAGAUUUUUGUUUUCAGAAGGUUUCUAUCAUUAAUCUUUUUUUAAUGGGAACUUUCAGUUGCUGCCAGAUCCAGGUCUUUGUUUGUUUUGGCACUGAUUUAUGAAGCUGGAACUCUUUACAGCCUUGUACAAAGUGGUUUUUAAUUUUUGUGUCAGCCUCUGUGUGUGAGGAUAGAGUUCUACGAAAUAUCUUCCUGGAUUUUUUUAAUCAAUUUGAAAAAAAAUUGUCUUUUAAAAAGUUAUUUGCUCUAUAAUUAAAGCUGAUCUUACACUUAGGCCCUACAUUCUUAUGAACACAUUAAACUAAAGUAUCCAACCUCUUUAUAGACAACUAAUACUAAUUUAUUCAUUCAGCUGUAUCAUAGCUGCUUCAAACAAUUUUAGGAAAAUUUUGCUUUGAGUAUGCUCUGAAUUUUGAAAUUUGUAAGAAAGACAAUAAAAUUAUUUAUUUCAGGUUUUCAAAAUGCUGUGAUUUUAUUGCAGUUUUAAGAGUUUUUAGUGAAGUAUAUUUGGAUUUAAUAAGAUACCUUUAUACUUAAUUAUUAAAGUAAAUGAGCACAAAAUGUGAGGUCGCCUUUUGUACCAAAGUAUGAGCUGAAAUCUCAUGAUAUGAAACUCUCAUGAAUAAUUUCUACAAUGCUACAAGGAGUUUGGUGUUCUCCCUAUAAACGUGCUUUUAUCUCCCCAGUUUUGUAAAGGGUUUAUACAAGAUAUUUUUCAAUGACAAAAACAGAAGAAGUAGGUCCUAACAACUUAGCCUUCUCUCCUGUUUAAUGUGGCUCAGUGUAACAUUAAAUUCUUCUCUCUUUACUCAGGGUAAAGUGUUGAAUUCAACUGGGCUUGAAGAUUUUCUCAGGGUUUUAAUUACUAAAUAAUACAGAAAUUUCACUAACACUGAUUAAUCAUGGCAGAAAUUAGACCCCAGAGCACUGUGGCCCAAAUAUUUAUGGUAUAGACAGAUAAUCUCUAUCCAAAGCAAUUAUAGCAGUGAUUUCUCUGAGGAAUAUUUAUAUAUGUGUAACUCUAUGUAUUUAAAUGAGGAAAAUUGGGGGCAAAUCCUUAACUUUGCUGAAAUUUAUUUGUAAUGUAAAAACUUCUCUAAUCCCAGGUGGGAAAAAAAAUAUUGAGCUGUUACUCUGUAAUGGGUUUUAUAUAAAUCAAGGGAAAAAGAAUUUAAUUUCUGGAGACACAGAUGAAUUGAGAGCUCAGACUGCACAUAUAAAGAGCUCAUUAGGUGUUUCACUGAGUUUUUACUGUAUGAGCUUGUGUGUCUUAUCAAUCCUAUUUUUUUAAUCAUGGAGCAGCAUUAUUCAUGACAUGAA